GAGCGGAUCGUCCGUGCAUGUGCCGGAAUAUUUCGAGCGGUAACAACAGUGCGCACUCGCUUUGCUAAUAUCUCAACGAGAAGCACCACACAUCUAACUCAUAAUUCAGUGUAUAUUUCGGCGGCCAGUGAGGCCAAACGGGUAUCUCACUCUUCGCUCUAAUUUCCGGCUUUACCCGAAAUAAUGGCCAGAAUGUGCACGGAUGAGUGUAAAGUGAACGAAGUGUUAUAAGGGAUUGCGAUAAUCUUUUCAUUAUCGUAAAAAAUUUAAAUGUACCAAGUCCUAGAAAUGACACAGAAAGUUUAAAAUGUUUAUAUAAAAUUACUAUGCUUAUUUCUUAUAAACAAACUGCUAAAUUAUUUCCUAUAGCACAAUUUUCAAUAAAAUAUUUAUGUAAUCAUCCAAUUUUGCCAACGCUUUUGGUAGAAAUAAUAAAAAACUCGAGAAAUUUUAAAAUCACUACUUACUCAACAGAAAUUCUCUUCAGAUUAAUUAUCAAGAACAAACUAGUUUCCGAAAAUGAACGCAAAGCCAUUCGAAAAACUUUUUGGGAUCCCCACAACUUCAAAAACAUCUUAGAAUGCGCCCAAACCGUCUACUUCUUUUACAAAGACACGUCAAACUUUCACGAGAUUUUUACUAAAAUCAUCAAAAUCAUCAACUGUUGUUAUAUUAAAAAAGGAAAUAAUCAAAUUUCUUACGUCACCAAUUUUACCGUCAAUUUUAUUAGCGACUUAAUUUUUGAAUAUAGCAACCAAAAGGAUCUUUUUCAAAUUUUGUUACCACUUAUAAAAAAUCUUGCAAAAAAUAAAAAAAAUAUAAAUAUUUUAGCCACCGAUCAAUUUUUUAAUUCGUUAUUAACCCAAACCAACAAAUUAGCUAUAAUUGUACCAAUUUUAAAGUUAAUGACAAAAACACCUGAAGCAAUUGAAACAUUAAGCCGAUCCGACAAAAUCUACAUAUUCAUUUUGAAUAUAUUAAACACACCAAAUGAAAAAUUAAUCUACAAAAAAUACUUAAUGGGAGUUUUAUACAAAAUAACAAAAACUUCCUCAGGAAUUGACGCAAUAAGCAAACAAUUGUUAUGGAAUAAUCUUUUAGAAUUUGUAACAAAAAAUGAUAAACAAGAAGAACUUAAAAUGAGAUUAAUUUUAAUACGUGGUAUCACAAUUCUCCAUCGAGGUGUUAAUAAAAUAACUUACGACGUAAAACCGUUAAACAUCGAUGCAAAACUUCCCAAAGAGUACCAAAAAGUAGAUCUUGAUCAUUCCGAUGAAAGUGACAACGAAAACGAAAGUGAUGAAGAAGAUGGGUGUAGUUCGCCGAAAAGCCGCGAAAAAAGUGUUUCAGAUGAAGAUUUCGAUUUUUCAGAAAUCGAUGAUUCAACCUCGGAAAUCGACGAUACCGAGGAUGAUUCUUUUGAGGAUGAAUCUCGCAUGGAAGAUAUCGAUGGAGUCGAUUUAACGAAAAAAUACUUCGCGGAAUAUUUUCAAAACGAUUCAAAAAAUAACGGGCUUAAAAUAUUUGAUGACAUAAAAAAAAGCGGGAAAGAAAUGAUCGACGAGAUUUCACUCCGAGUUAAACGGAAUGAAAAAAUUAAUCGGUUAGCUUUUCCUGAUUACGUUGGGGCCGAUGAUGAGUCCGACGAAGUUAUUGAUCCGAUUAUAAACCAUUUUACAAACGAUAAUUUAAUUAGAAAAUUAAAAAAAUUAAAAUACGAACAUACGUUUUUAAGAAAAACUGUUUAUGACUUAGAUAAUUUAUCAGAAAAUGAUAAAAUUGAUGUCCCGAAUGUGGAGACUAUCAAAGAAAAAUUAAGAAAUGGUUUAAAAGUUUUAAACAAGGUCACUACAUUGCGUUUCGAGUCUCGAUUCGAAUGUGGAAACUUGCGCAAAGUUGAGCAGAUCGGUUGGACUGAGUACAAUCUUUUUUUAAGUCCGGACGUUAACACUCGUGGAGGUCUUCAAUGGUUUUACUUCCAAAUAAGCAAUAUGCGCCCGGACACUUGGUACACCUUCAACGUUAUUAAUUUCCAAAAGGCCAACAGCCAAUUUAACUACGGAAUGCAACCAGUCUUUUUUUCUUGUUUAGAUUUUAUUACAAACUAUAAGGGUUGGAGAAAAUAUGGAGAUGAAAUUAUUUAUUAUGGUAACGAAUAUAAAACAGUGGAUGGGAAGCAAUAUAGGAGUUUAUCUUUUAAAAUUAGUUUCCCGUUUGAAGGAGAUUAUUGUUAUUUAGCGUACCAUUAUCCCUAUACUUAUACAAGGCUAUUGAUGAGUAUUUACCCUUGCAGCAUCAUUAAAAAUUCCAUUUAUAGUCGAGUUGACAAAUUAUCAUUAACGGUUAAUGGUUCAAACGAGGUUCCUUUAAUAACAAUAAGUGCGCCAUUAACGAGUUCUCAUUGUAUUCAAGAAAGGCGUUUAAUAUUUAUAACAGCCCGUGUUCAUCCUUGCGAAAGUAAUUCUUCAUGGAUUAUGGACGGAAUAAUACGAUUUUUGCUGGAAGAUAAUGAAAUAUCUCGAGCUGCUCGUGAAAAAUACGUGUUUAAAAUAAUUCCAAUGCUAAAUCCUGAAGGAGUAAUUUUUGGAAAUGCUCGUUGUGGAUUGGCCGGUGAAGAUUUGAAUAGAUGCUGGAAAAAGCCAAACGAAACUCUGCAUCCGGAGGUGUAUAGGGCUAAGAAGCUGGUGGAAUUUGCAAAACGACAAUUGGGCGGUGAUGUUUUCGCGUUCAUCGACGUCCACGGUCAUAGCAGGAAGAAGUUCUUCUUCUUUUAUGGGUGCAAUGCGCGCCAGAGCUGGAAUGACAAUGAUAAACUCCACGAUGAUUCAUCGAAUACGACGUACUUACUUUUGCCGAAGUUGUUGAGCGCAAACCGGCAUAUGAAACCAAGUUUUUGUCGGUACUCGAUCGAAAGGAAACGUGAGUCUACCUGUAGAGUUGUGAUGUGGAGGGAAUUCGACAUAAAACGUUCCUAUACUUUAGAGUGUUCGUACUGCUGCGGGGAGGAUAAAAAGAAAAUCACCACGAAGAUUUUGCGUGAUAUUGGUGUCAGUAUUAUAACGAGUUUAGCGGGUUUGCCCCGUGAGUCUGAUGUCGAGGUGAAGCCAAGAAACGGAGAUUUUUAUUGCUAAUAAAAAUCCUAAAAACUUUAUAUAUCAUCCUCGGACGCCGCGCGUGUAACGUACCACUUUUAAUUGCUACUUUUUACUUCGCAUUUAGGCUUACUUAUAAACUGGUUUAGCUUAGCGCUCAGAAAAAAAAACCUACAAAGCGUCCGCUGGGUUUUGUUUUCUUUCGUUUUACAUUCCUCCUUCUAUUAUAUCUGCAUUCUAAGGCAAAUAAAACACGACUUAGUGUUCGUUUUCUCUCUCUCACUCUCUCAUUUUAUUUCAUUUUUCACCUUUAUCGUAUAAUAUAAAAUAUAAUAUAUAAAAUCAAAACGCCUAAAAUCUAUAAUCGCCUAUGAGUAAGUAUUACUUAGGAAUUUUAAAUCACAACUCGUUCCGGAAUUCUUUAAUACUAUCGUUAUAUUACAUUAUUCGUCGUUCUUCAAGUUUAUUGGUUAUUAAAUAUUAUUAUUGUAACAA
This is a messenger RNA of Onthophagus taurus, 3587 nucleotides long. Its product is annotated as cytosolic carboxypeptidase 1-like. The record is from RefSeq and is a predicted model, not a curated record. Gene Ontology annotation, molecular function: metallocarboxypeptidase activity; zinc ion binding. NCBI's taxonomy places the organism in Eukaryota, Metazoa, Arthropoda, Insecta, Coleoptera, Scarabaeidae. Gene Ontology annotation, biological process: proteolysis; C-terminal protein deglutamylation; protein side chain deglutamylation.